AUGACUACGGAUGUUGAACGAUCACGUUCACAAGCACAAAAUCGUUUUGGACAAUUAUCUAAAAAUAUGUUCUUUGCAAGACAUGUGGCACAGCCUAGAUAUUUAAAAUUUAUAACAGGAGCUUCUGGUCAAAGAGUAUGUCAUGUUCGAGAAGAACCACUUUGUUUACCAAUACCCAUAGCAAACGAAUAUACAAAGCCAUUAAUGUCUGAUCCACGUUUCCGUAUUGAAUUUUCAUCACAUUCCCACAAUGAAACAUUAUUACAAUCAUAUGCAAAUAAAAUUCAACCAAAAAAACGUCGAGAACGAUUACUUCCUCCUAUGCCUGGUUGGAAUCCAUCCGGAACGAAUAUAAUGAAAUUUAUUUUCUAUUUACUACUAGUUGAAGAUACAGAUAAUUGGAGACGUGAAUUAGGACGUAUUGCUGAAAUGAUUGGUUUUGUAACACCAGAUGAAUUAUUAGAAAUAGAAAAUCGAAAGGAAACACCACCAUCACCACCACAACUACCAUUAUUAUCUGUCAGUAAAACACCGACAACAACUGGUCAGUAUAGUCGACAAUCAGGUCGAUGGAAUGAAACACCGAAAUCUGCAAGUCGUUGUCGAUCAUCACGCCGACGAACACCACUGAAAUCUAUUUUACCUAAUCAUCUAUUUUGUGUUGAUGAACAAGAAAGAGAAAUGUGGAUGCUUCAAGUGCUUUGUCAAAUAUUACAAACGGACAACAUUAAUGAAAUACAAUCAUGGCUUGUUUCUUCAGGCCCUAAUGAAAAAGAAGCUGUACGUCAACUUAUCACAGCAGCAAUCAAAGGCCUUGAAGAAAAUGGUCGUAUUCAAACUAGUAAUAAUUUGAAUGAAAAUGGAAAAGCAGUCCAAGUAAAUAUGGAUUCAUUUGGUUCAUUAUUAGCAAACAGAUUUCCUCAAGUAUCAUCAUUAAUACCAGUAACUCCAUUAAAUGAUAAUUCAUCGAGACCUAUAUCUCGUCCUCGAACAGCUCCACCGACACAAGGAAAAGUGCGACCAAAAACAGAAUUUCAUAGUAAAUCAAUGGGAACAUUUCAAACAAAUCUUGAAUUAAUUAAUGAAAGUACUGAAACAACAUCAUUAGAUACGAAAACAAUUGUACCAGAAUCAACAAAAGUUGAUGUUAAUUGUGAUGUACAAAUCCUUACAUUAGAUGAUAAUGAAGACGAAAGUAAAAAAACAACAAAUCAACAAAAUGAAUAA
Molecule: messenger RNA, 1227 nt
Organism: Rotaria sp. Silwood2
Lineage: Eukaryota; Metazoa; Rotifera; Eurotatoria; Philodinida; Philodinidae
Source: the annotation of a GenBank genome assembly